CAUCAUAUGGACGCCUUCCAAGCAGCGAGGUCCGCCUACUUGCGAAGCAGGGGGCAUGACUCAUCCUCAAGGCAUAGAGCUGAUCGCCCGGAUUCUAUCCCCUACGCGAAGGGUCGUGGCAGAACUCGAAACGUGAUCCCUUCGAGCUCUUCCACUUCGAUGGAUUUGAAUGGUUACCAGCCAGGAGGGUGGCCAGGCUGGAGUCCCAAUCCAUGGUAUGAUGAUCAGUCCUGGUGGGGUGUUGGACCUUAUGGUAAAGGAGGUCCACCAAUGGGUCAAUGGGGAGGCUGGGACUACUAUCGACAGGCAGCACCCUGGACUAGUGGUAAAGGGAAGGGCAAAGGUGGUGGUGGUGGUGGUGGUGGUGCUGGCCUCUUCUGGGAGGAUACCUUGGGAACAUUGCCCAAGGCCAGCCAGUUCUAUUGCGAGCCCUGUGAGAUGGACUUGUGUACGGCCGAGGCCCUCGGAAAGCACAAGCUGACAUACCAUGUAAAGUGUCCAAUGCCAGGCUGUGACUAUAGUGCUCCUCCCCAUCUGGUUGAAGCUCAUAAGUGGAGCCAUAUGGCCGAAUCCAAGGGAGCCGAUGCUGAAUCCAGUAACUCUUCGCAACAACCUGAGGAAAUCCAAACAUGGCUUGAGGAGAGGAGGAAGAAUUUCCCUAAUGCUGCAAAGAACCGUCGUAGUGACGAUGUCAAAGGGAUGACACUCAAGGAGAUUCCUGAGAGCAGCAGUAGCGAGAGUAGUGAUUCGGAAUCGAGUCCAGAAGAGGAUGCCAAGUAUUCGAGUGAAGCUAAGGGCGAGGAGGAGGAGGUAUCCGUUCCUACGUUUAGUGAUGACGUCGCUGUUGGUACCAUAGAGGUUCCCAGUGAAGAAGAGAAUGGUGUGAAGGUGACUAGACCCAAACAUGGUAUGUGUCGCUUCUUCUUGGAGCGGGGACGGUGUCGACAUGGGGACAAAUGCAAGUACAAGCAUGUUAGACUAGCCCGACCUAAUAGGAAGAAGAAUAAAAAUAAUCAUAAGGAGCUCGUUGAUCAGCUUAAAACGUUCCUGGCUGAGAAGGGCGAAGAUUCCGAUGCGGACGAGUCCAGUUCAUGACCGGGAGCGAUCCACUCAUAGUGAGUGGUAGCAUUGUGAUGUUGGUCCGCUCAUCCCGUUCUACUGUACAUCUUAAGCCUCCCCACUAUAGUCUUUAUUCCACAGUAUCA
Messenger RNA from Perkinsus marinus ATCC 50983, 1205 nucleotides. RefSeq lists its product as hypothetical. Gene Ontology annotation, molecular function: metal ion binding. The transcript has 8 exons. Bases 7 to 1095 code for a protein of 362 amino acids. The record is from RefSeq and is a predicted model, not a curated record. NCBI's taxonomy places the organism in Eukaryota, Perkinsozoa, Perkinsida, Perkinsidae.